Messenger RNA from Salmo salar (Atlantic salmon), 2568 nucleotides. It is a transcript of the gene eral1, whose product is annotated as Era-like 12S mitochondrial rRNA chaperone 1. Gene Ontology annotation, molecular function: GTP binding; ribosomal small subunit binding; rRNA binding. The record is from RefSeq and is marked provisional. Gene Ontology annotation, biological process: ribosomal small subunit assembly. NCBI's taxonomy places the organism in Eukaryota, Metazoa, Chordata, Actinopteri, Salmoniformes, Salmonidae. Gene Ontology annotation, cellular component: mitochondrial matrix.
CAUGGCUGCGCCCCUAGUUCAAUAUGAACGUAAGAGAUCAUGCUGCCAUGAAGUAACCUUGCGUUUCGUAUAGUCACCGAAGUAUGUUGGAAUUUCAGCGAUAGCUCGGCCAGAUAAGUUUAUAUCAUAAAUGGCUUUCCGUGUGAGUAUCUCGACUUUCGGGAAAUCUUUACGUGUUCGGAGAGUUGCUAACGUGUCUGCGCCACUGGCAAAUGCGUCACCGUUUCUCCGAACGGGAUGGGCUGCCCGUCCUCCAGGGACCAAUAAUGGACACGGUUUUCGCUUCACUCCUGCCUGUUUUAUUACAUCGGAUGCGUUUUUGAGCAGACUGGCGAAAGGCAAAGCGGAGACAGAUGACACUCAUUAUCACCAUCCAGCCUCAGUUCUGCCCGACAGCGCUGAACAAUUAUCAUUGCUGGUGAAGGAUCCAGAUCAACCAGAGAACUCAAAGGUUUUAAGAGUGGCCAUCAUUGGUGCCCCAAAUGCUGGGAAGUCCACACUGUCCAACCAACUGCUUGGCAGAAAGGUGUUUGCUGUUUCCAAGAAAGUGCACACCACACGGGCCCGUGCCCUUGGCGUUCUCACAGAAGACGACACACAAAUUAUUUUACUGGACACUCCUGGACUCACUACACCCACAAAAGUCAAGAGGCACCAGCUGGAGAAGUCUCUCCUCGAGGAUCCUUGGAAUACAGUCAAGGAAGCUGGUCUUGUGGUGGUAAUGGUAGAUGUGUCAGACAAGUGGGCCUGCAACAAGCUAGACUUUGAGGUUCUGAAAUGCCUGACCCAACACCCAGAUGUCCCAGCAGUCCUAGUUCUCAAUAAGGUUGACCUGCUGAAGAGCAAGAGCAGGUUGUUGGAGAUCACAGCAGAUCUGACAUGUGGAGUGGUGAAUGGCCGGAAGCUGCAGGUCCGCAGGGUGAUCAAGCCCCCCUGGGCUGAGAGGAGGACAGACAGGGAGGCUAGGACAUCAGGGUCUGGAGAUGAGGAAAAGCCGGGUGGUGAUGUGGCUGAUGGUGAGGGCAGUGAGGCCUUGUCAGGGCUGAGUAAGGAGCAGCUUAGGGCUCUGAAGACCCAACAGGGCUGGGCUCACUUCAAGGAUGUCUUCAUGGUCUCUGCUGUGGAUGGAGAGGAUGUGGAGACACUGAAGAGAUACCUAGUAGUGGGGGCAAAGCCUGGGUCUUGGCAAUACCACAGUGAUGUCCUGACGGAUCAGACUCCUGAGGAGAUCUGCACCAACACUGUCAGAGAGAAGCUUUUGGAAUAUCUGCCCAAAGAAGUCCCUUACACAAUGACGCAGGCCAUUGACUUGUGGCACGACAGGGAGAAUGGAGAGCUGGAUAUAGCAGUAAAACUGUAUGUGAAGAAAGAAAGUCACAUGAAAAUGGUGAUUGGCCAGGCUGGUCAGAUGGUUGCCAGGAUAGCCAGAGAGGCUGGAGAUGACCUGAGCACAGUGUUCCUCAGGGAGGUCAAGCUGAGGCUCUCUGUGAAGGUGAAGAACUGACGAGGAUUAUGAUAAACUGAGUAUUAUGAUCAUCUGGGGGACAGUUUUAUGCUGGCCUUGUGAAUAGGAAAUGAACACUGUUGGACUCACUAUUUUCAAGGAAUGAUCUGACUGGUUUCUACUUCUUGACUAUCAAAUCAAGGUUUAUUUGCCACGUGCGCCGAAUACAACAGGUGUAGACCUUACAGUGAAAUGCUUACUUACAGGCUCUAACCAAUAGUGCAAAAAAGGUAUUAAGGGAACAAUAGGUAAGUAAAGAAAUAAAAACAACAGUAAAAAGACAGUGAGAAAUAACAGUAGCGAGGCUAUAUUCAGUAGCGAGGCUACAUACAGACACCAGUUAGUCGGGCUGAUUGAGGUAGUAUGUACAUGUAGAUAUGGUUAAAGUGACUAUGCAUAUAUGAUGAACAGAGAGUAGCAGUAAAGUAAAAGAGGGGUUGGGGGGGCACACAAUGCAAAUAGUCCGGGUAGCCAUUUGAUUACCUGUUCAGGAGUCUUAUGGCUUGAGGGUAAAAACUGUUGAGAAGCCUUUUUGUCCUAGACUUGGUGCUCCGGUACCACUUGCCAUUACUCUAGUAGAGAGAACAGUCUAUGACUGGGGUGGCUGGGGUCUUUGUCAAUUUUUAGGGCCUUUCUCUGACACCGCCUAGUGUAGAGGUCCUGGAUGGCAGGAAGCUUUGCCCCAGUGAUGUACUGGGCCGUACGCACUAUCCUCUGUAGUGCCAAGCAGUCGGAGGCCGAGCAAUUGCCGUACCAGGCAGUGAUGCAACCAGUCAGGAUGCUCUCUGUUGCAGCUGUAGAACCCUUUGAGGAUCUAAGCACCCAUGCCAAAUCUUUUUAGUUUCCUGAGGGGGAAUAGGCUUUGGACAGACCUGUAGCUAAAAUGUGCUGCUGAGACCUUGUAAAGGCUCAUCAUGAGUCAGCUAGUGAGAGAGCUAUCAGAAACAGAGACAGCGCUCUCUCCCCUGGAACUUGGUCCCAGCCUCAUCUACAGUCACUUCUCUCAAGGGUCAGCAUACUGUGUUCUUGCAUAAGCAUUCUUCUUAAAUAAAAGAUGACUUGCA